AUGGAACUGCGCUCUCCCAACAUCACAGUGGUGACUGAGUUCAUCUUAGUUGGCUUCCAACUUUCCAAGACCUUAGAGUGCUUCUUGUUUUGGGUGUUCCUGAUGGUUUUUCUGCUCACCUUAACUGGGAACUUCGCCAUCAUCGCCCUGGUAAGCAUGGACCGACGCCUCCAGAGCCCCAUGUACUUCUUCCUCUGCAACUUGUCUCUUCUGGAGACCCUCUUCGUCUUGACCAUCUGCCCGAAGAUGCUCAUAAGCCUGAUUUCUCUGAAUAAAACUAUUUCUUUUGGGGGAUGUAUUGCCCAAUGCUAUUUCUACUUCUCAUUGGGUACCUGUGAGUGCGUUCUUAUUGCUGUGAUGGCCAUUGAUCGCUAUGUUGCUAUCUGCUACCCUCUCCACUAUACCAUCAUCAUGAACAAACGUCUUUGUGUCAUUUUGGCCCUGGGCUGCUGGACUGGGGGAUUUCUUCUCCUUCUCGUUCCAGUGCCCUUCCUUCUCCAUCUAUCCUUCUGUGCCUCUAAUCUCGUUGAUCAUUUUUUCUGUGACUAUGCCCCGAUUAUAAAGCUUUCUUGCAGCAAGAGUGUGCCUUUCCUCCUGGACUUUGAGACAGCUCUGUCUUUAGUGGUGAUGCUCACCUCCUUAUCUAUCAACGGGGUCUCCUAUGUCUAUAUUAUUUCCACCGUCCUACGGAUGCACUCAAAAGGCCAGAGAAAGACCUUUUCCACCUGUGCUUCCCACAUGACAGUAGCUAGUGUUUUCUAUGGCAGCUCUAUCUUCAUGUACUCCUUACCCACCAAAGGACAUUCGCGGGGUGUGCAAAAAUCCACUGCACUUCUCACUGCGGUUAUAACUCCAUUAUUGAAUCCUUUUAUUUACACCCUGAGAAACCAGAAGGUCAAGGAGGUCUUAAAAGACUGUCUGAAGAACUCAUUUCCACACUGA
This is a messenger RNA of Thamnophis elegans (Western terrestrial garter snake), 942 nucleotides long. Its product is annotated as olfactory receptor 6M1-like. Gene Ontology annotation, biological process: G protein-coupled receptor signaling pathway. The coding region runs from base 1 to 942 and encodes 313 amino acids. Gene Ontology annotation, cellular component: membrane. The transcript has a single exon. Gene Ontology annotation, molecular function: olfactory receptor activity; G protein-coupled receptor activity. The record is from RefSeq and is a predicted model, not a curated record. Lineage: Eukaryota; Metazoa; Chordata; Lepidosauria; Squamata; Natricidae.